AUGUAUCAGUCCUCGUGGAGUGCGAUCAACGAAUUUGCGCAUACCUUCUUCACCGGCUCGAUCACGCCUUACAGCAACGCAUUUGACGGUUCCAGAGUGCUUCAAGCCUUUUACAACAACGGCGCCAGAAGCAGCGGCAGUGUGCGGUCUAUUUUCGCCAAUGUUGCAGAGUCCAUGACUACGCAUAUCCGUCAAUCGGGCAACAUGAUCUUGGGGGCACCAGCUCCCGGAACUGUCUACCGUCAGGACAUAUGCGCAGCGUUCGCUGUGCGUGGCUAG
Messenger RNA from Cladophialophora bantiana CBS 173.52, 279 nucleotides. RefSeq lists its product as uncharacterized. The record is from RefSeq and is a predicted model, not a curated record. Lineage: Eukaryota; Fungi; Ascomycota; Eurotiomycetes; Chaetothyriales; Herpotrichiellaceae. The transcript has a single exon. The coding region runs from base 1 to 279 and encodes 92 amino acids.